This is a messenger RNA of Phyllostomus discolor (pale spear-nosed bat), 3221 nucleotides long. It is a transcript of the gene LRFN3, whose product is annotated as leucine rich repeat and fibronectin type III domain containing 3. The record is from RefSeq and is a predicted model, not a curated record. The coding region runs from base 1171 to 3060 and encodes 629 amino acids. NCBI's taxonomy places the organism in Eukaryota, Metazoa, Chordata, Mammalia, Chiroptera, Phyllostomidae. Gene Ontology annotation, molecular function: protein binding. The transcript has 3 exons.
AGCGCGCGCGCGGCCCUGGGUUCCGGCCGUGGAGGCCGCGGGAGCACCUGGACCUGGCCUGCCUGCCGGGACCCCGUCCGGCCCCUGCCAGGCCUCCGCCGCGGCCCCCGCCCCGGCCCCAGCGGGGGAGGGGGUCUCUGAGAGCGGCCCCUCCCCCCUGCGCCCCCAACUGCGUUGCGGUGCCCUCACCCCGCGUGUCCCUGUCUGUUCGUUCCCAGGCCUCGCCCCACCGCGGCCACCGGGGCUUCCUGGCCGCCCCUACCCCCACUGCAGCCGACCCCUUCACUACGGGCCAGCCCCCGCUGCAGUCCGAGAAGCAAGUCGGUAGCCGCCACCACAGACCCAGAGCCUGCACCUCGACAUCGGGGGCCUGCACCCCAAGACUGGAUCAAGAGAUAUGGAGACCCUGGAACCCUGAUGGGGCUGGGACCCCAAGACCUGGAGUCUGAACACCAAUAUCUGGGGCUAGAAUCUCAAUAUCAGUCCCUGGGACCCCAAUAUUUGGAACCUGAGCCCCAAGAGUUGGAAUAUGAAUCCCAAGAUUUGGAGCCUGAGCCUCAAGAUUUGGCAUCUAGAAUCCCCAAUCUGGAGCUGAACUCUGAAUUCUGAGCCCCGGACCUUGAAAUCUGGGAUGGGAUUCCCAUGCCUAUAUCCUGGGUCCACUGUUUGGGACCUGAACCCUGAGAUUUAAGCCUCAAAUUUCAAAAUCUGAACCCUGGCAUUCCAAGGGGCCUAAACCUGAGUUCCAGCCUGAAGUUCUUGCUGCAAACCUGAAUGCUGGAAUUUUGGACUAAAGACAUCCAAACUUGACUUAGCACCCCAAUGACUAACUCCAGCACCGCAGUACCAGAUCGCAGGACUGGGCUUAGGACUGACCCUAAACUCUCCAUUUGGCUCUUUAGCAUCCCCAAACUGGAGCUGAGCAUCCCUGACUCUGAACAGCCCAAAAAGGUGCUUGGGUCUCUAAAAGUGGACCUUAGAAGCCCAAUAUUUGGGAAUCUUGGACUCCACGUAUCAAGGUCUAGAGACUCCAUGACCACAUAUCUAAGCUGAGACACUACAAACAGGGGCAGGGAAGGCAUGACCCAGCACCCCUGACCCUUGACCCCCUUGGAGCCUGAGGACUCUGCUCCCUGGGGCAGCUUCUAGCUCAGGCCACCCCUGCCCGAGAUGGCCGUCCUUCCACUGCUCCUUUGCCUGCUACCGCUGGCCCCUGCCUCAUCUCCACCCCAACUAGCCACACCCAGCCUGUGUCCCCGCCGCUGCCACUGCCAGACACAGUCACUGCCCCUAAGUGUGCUGUGCCCAGGGGCAGGCCUUCUGUUUGUGCCACCCUCACUAGACCGCCGGGCAGCUGAGCUGCGCCUAGCAGACAACUUCAUUGCAGCUGUGCGCCGCCGUGACCUGGCCAACAUGACAGGCCUGUUGCAUCUGAGCUUGUCACGUAAUACCAUCCGCCACGUGGCAGCUGGCGCCUUUGCUGAUCUUCGUGCCCUCCGUGCCCUGCAUCUAGAUGGUAACCGGCUAACUUCACUGGGUGAGGGUCAGUUGCGUGGCCUGGUCAAUUUGCGCCAUCUCAUCCUGAGUAACAACCAGUUGGCAGCCCUGGCGGCUGGUGCCCUGGAUGACUGUGCUGAGACACUUGAGGACCUCGACCUCUCCUACAACAACCUGGAACAGCUGCCCUGGGAGGCUUUGGGCCGCCUGGGCAACGUCAAUACACUGGGCCUCGACCACAACCUGCUGGCUUCUGUGCCUGCCGGCGCCUUUUCCCGCCUACACAAGUUGGCACGACUGGACAUGACCUCCAACCGCCUGACCACCAUCCCACCUGACCCACUCUUCUCCCGCCUACCACUGCUAGCCAGGCCCCGAGGCUCACCUGCCUCUGCCCUGGUGCUGGCCUUUGGUGGGAACCCGCUGCACUGCAACUGUGAGCUGGUGUGGCUGCGGCGGCUGGCAAGGGAGGACGACCUUGAAGCCUGUGCCUCCCCACCUGCUCUGGGUGGCCGCUACUUCUGGGCCGUGGGUGAGGAGGAGUUCGUGUGCGAGCCACCUGUAGUGACUCACCGAUCACCACCCCUGGCAGUGCCUGCUGGUCGGCCAGCUGCCCUGCGCUGUCGGGCAGUAGGGGACCCUGAGCCCCGUGUGCGUUGGGUGUCACCCCAGGGCCGGCUGCUGGGAAACUCAAGCCGUGCUCGCGCCUUCCCUAAUGGGACACUGGAGCUGCUGGUCACUGAGCCAGGUGAUGGCGGCAUCUUCACCUGCAUUGCAGCCAAUGCAGCUGGUGAGGCCACGGCUGCUGUUGAGCUAACUGUGGGUCCCCCACCACCCCCUCAGCUAGCCAACAGCACCAGCUGUGACCCCCCGCGGGACGGGGAUCCUGAUGUCCUUACCCCACCUUCUGCCGCCUCUGCCUCCGCCUCCGCCUCUGCUUCUGCCAAGGCAGCUGACGCUGGGCCCCCUACCGACCGUGGUGUCCAGGUGACUGAGCAUGGGGCUACAGCUGCUCUUGUCCAGUGGCCAGAUCAGCAGCCUAUCCCAGGCAUUCGCAUGUACCAGAUCCAGUACAACAGCUCAGCUGAUGACACCCUCGUCUACAGGAUGAUCUCAGCUGACAGCCACUCCUUCCUGUUGACCGACCUGGCACCAGGCCGCACCUAUGAUCUGUGUGUGCUAGCAGUGUUUGAGGACAGCGCCACGGGGCUGACAGCCACACGACCUGUGGGCUGUGCUCACUUCUCCACAGAGCCUGCACUGCACCCCUGCGGGGCCCCGCAUGCACCAUUUCUGGGCGGCACCAUGAUCAUCGCGCUGGGUGGUGUCAUCGUGGCCUCGGUACUGGUCUUCAUCUUCGUUCUGCUUAUGCGCUACAAGGUGCAUGGUGGCCAGCCCCCAGGCAAGGCCAAGGUACCUGCACCUGUCAGCAGUGUUUGCUCCCAGACCAACGGUGCCACACCGGCCCUCUCUGCCCCUGAGCCCGCUGCACCCAGGGCCCACACUGUGGUCCAGCUGGACUGUGAGCCCUGGGGGCCCAGCCAUGAACCCACGGGACCCUAGCUUCAUGCCCACCACUAUGACUUUUCUGGCCCAAGGGAUGGCAGGACCCAGGUACCCUGUGGGACCUGGCCUCAGACUCACCAAAUUGUUCAUGGUUUUUAAAACUGAUGGGGAGGGUGGCAGGGGCACUGGGGCACAACAAGAAAGUCAUAUUUUUCUAA